AUGGCAACAACAACUCUUGCUCAUACAACAACUCCAGCUACAAUAGCAAGCACAACAGCAGCUGCUACGACAACCACUGCAGCUUCUACUACGACAAAAAUUGUAGAUCCUGCGACCACCACAAAUGAUGCAGCUACUACGACAACCACAGCUCCUACAACUCCAACUGUAGCUUCUACCACAAGAACAAGUGCAUCCCCUUCUACUGCAACCACAACAGAAGCUUAUUCUACAACAACUGUAGAAGCUACGACUACCACAACAACAUCCCCUACGAGAACUGCAGCUCCUACUACAACUACCAUAGCUCCUACGGCCACUACAACUGCAGCAGCUCUUACAACAACAACUGAAGCUGCUUCCACAAGCACUACUGCAGCCCCUACAGCAACCACAAUUGAAGUUUCUUCUACAACAACAAUAUCACCUACGACAACAUCCACAUCGACAACUGCAGCUCCUACUACAACAACUGUAGCUGCUUCCACAACCACUACUGCAUUACCUACUGCAACCACGACUGCAGCUUCUUCCACAACCACAACUGAAGCUUCUUCUAAAACAACUAUAGCACCUACGACAACCACAACAAUCUCCCCUUCGACAACUGUAGCUACAACAACGCUAAUCACAACCGAAGGUUCUACAACCAUUUUUACUCCUGCGACACCCACAACUGGAACACCUACAGCAACCACAACAACAACUGUAGAACCUACCACAACCACAACAACAUCCUUUUCGACAACUGCAGCUCCAACCACUGUAGCUCCUACAACCUACAACAACGCUAAUCACAACCGAAGGUUCUACAACCAUUUUUACUCCUGCGACACCCACAACUGGAACACCUACAGCAACCACUACAACCACUGUAGAACCUACGACAUCCACAACAACAUCCUUUUCGACAACUGCAGCUCCAACCACUGUAGCUCCUACAACGUCAAUCAAAACUGCAGGACCUACUACCAUUGUAAGCCCUACGACAAACAUAAAUGUAGCUCCUACAGCAACCACAACACCAGCUACUACUACGACAACCACAGCUCCUACAACUCCAACUGUAGCUUCUUCCACAAGAACAAGUGCAUCCCGUACUACUGCAACCACAACAGAAGCUUAUUCUACAACAACUGUAGAAGCUACAACUACCACAACAACAUCCCCUACGAGAACUGCAGCUCCUACUACAACUACCGUAGCUCCUACGGCCACUACAACUGCAGCAGCUCUUACAAAAACAACUGA
Messenger RNA from Oncorhynchus masou masou (cherry salmon), 1251 nucleotides. Its product is annotated as mucin-2-like. The record is from RefSeq and is a predicted model, not a curated record. Lineage: Eukaryota; Metazoa; Chordata; Actinopteri; Salmoniformes; Salmonidae. The transcript is spliced from 3 exons. Bases 1 to 1251 code for a protein of 416 amino acids.